This is a messenger RNA of Strongylocentrotus purpuratus (purple sea urchin), 826 nucleotides long. RefSeq lists its product as uncharacterized. NCBI's taxonomy places the organism in Eukaryota, Metazoa, Echinodermata, Echinoidea, Camarodonta, Strongylocentrotidae. The record is from RefSeq and is a predicted model, not a curated record. The transcript has 2 exons. The coding region runs from base 344 to 826 and encodes 160 amino acids.
GUGAUCAUAAUAAAUGAUCAGAGUCAUUCUGGGAGAGUCAAGGAUAGACAAAACAAUUGCUGGCAUAGGCCAGAAAUAGCGCGCGCCUUUUACAGCUGUUUAAGCGGUGCCUUUGUGAGACAGCGACAUGUGAAAUUUACCUCUGUAAAGAAACCGAAAAUGCGCACAGCCAGUGAAUCUACAACGGUGGAGUUAUGCGCGCAGUAAGCGUGGGAACGCCGUGUGCAAGAUUUUCUCACUUUCGACUUUAUCUCCGCUCGGAGAAGUCCUUUUUCGAGAAGGCUCUACAAUUGAGUAUACAGAUAAGUCUAAAUAACGAGAGGAAAUCCCAGUAUAUCGAAAGAUGGGAAAGCGGAAAUCAAGCCAGAGCCGGGUGGCCCGCCAACCAAAGAUUGCUAGGCCUAGACAGUCUACAAGAUUAAGGCAGUCUAGCAACGACACCACUCAAGACGUACUCGGCACCUCAACUCCCCGGCGGGCGGGGCGGCCAAAACGGGCGAGGCACUCGAGCGGUAACCCCAACAGUGGACGCUCAGCCACUACCAGCAUAAACCCGGCUCCGGAGACUGACGGACCACAAUACAGUGGAAACGAGACAACUGGAGCGAACCAGUCAUCAAGCCAGCCGCCUUCACAUGCACAGCCAAUGCAAGAGACAACCGGCGACAGGAUCUGGAUCGUAGGCGACAGCUUGGUCAGACGUGCCAAGCAGAGGGCGAACAAUCAUGCUCAACCACCAAGAUUUGGGAAGAGCAAGAGGGACGGUCCAAUGGCACGGUCAGGGAGGAGCGACGUUACAAGACCUUCCGCGCCUGGUGGAGAAUAG